Messenger RNA from Salarias fasciatus (jewelled blenny), 1717 nucleotides. RefSeq names its product pleiomorphic adenoma gene 1 (gene plag1). Gene Ontology annotation, cellular component: nucleus. NCBI's taxonomy places the organism in Eukaryota, Metazoa, Chordata, Actinopteri, Blenniiformes, Blenniidae. Gene Ontology annotation, biological process: regulation of gene expression. The transcript has 3 exons. The record is from RefSeq and is a predicted model, not a curated record. The coding region runs from base 236 to 1618 and encodes 460 amino acids.
GGAGAAAGCAAACAAUUUUCAGGCCCGCCGCGUCUAGCAAAAAAUAUGAGAAAAAAAUUAUUAAAAAUUCAGAAAAGAGCUGAAAGUGAAGAAAAAGUCAACAGAAAGGAUGUUAAAGCGUCCGGGAGUCCGGACUCCGGGCGCUGCUGAGCUCUUCAGACUGGACCCAGUCCUCCUGUCAGUCCUCGCCGGGCCUCGCGCUGCUGUCCAUGUAGCCGCUCUGCCGUAGGCUGCCAUGGCCACGGGAACCCAGGGCCACCGCGACCACGUCCUGGAGAGAGCCAAGCUCGCACCAUCCACGGGGCGGCGCCGACGAGCCGAAGGGAAGCCCAAGAAGAACUUCCCCUGCCAGGAGUGCCAGAAAGCCUUCAACAGCCUGGAGAAGCUGAAGGUGCACUCGUACUCGCACACCGGAGAGCGGCCCUACCGCUGCUCCCACCCCGACUGCACCAAGGCCUUCGUCUCCAAAUACAAGCUGCUACGGCAUAUGGCAACGCACUCGCCCGAGAAAAACCACAAGUGUUCAUACUGUGAGAAAAUGUUCCACCGCAAGGAUCACUUAAAGAACCACCUGCACACCCACGACCCGUACAAAGAGGCCUUCGCCUGCCAGGAGUGUGGGAAGAGCUACAACACCAAGCUGGGCUUCAAGCGCCACCUCGCCCUGCACGCCGCCAACAGCGGCGACCUCACCUGCCAGGUGUGCCUGCAGCCGUUCCCCAGCACGGGCGUCCUCCUGGAACACCUCAAGACGCACGCCGGCAAGUCCUCUGGGGGGGCCAAAGAGAAGAAGCACCGCUGCGAGCAUUGCGAGCGCCGCUUCUACACCCGCAAAGACGUGCGGCGCCACAUGGUGGUGCACACCGGGCGCAAGGACUUCCUGUGUCAGUACUGCGCCCAGCGCUUCGGCAGGAAGGACCACCUGACGCGCCACGUGAAGAAGAGCCACGCCCGCGAGCUGCUGAGGGUGAAGACCGAGCCGGCCGACCCGCUGGAGCCCGCCGUCUACGACCCGGCGUCCGGCGCCGUCAAGGGCGAGCUGCCGGGGAUGCUGUACGGCGGCCCCGUCCUGGACGCCGAGCCCUUCCCCGCCCCCGCGCACCCCUUCUCCCUCAAGUACCCCCUGGGCCCCCACUUUACCUCAUUCCCCGCCCCCCAGGAGCGGGACCAGAACCUGAAGGGAGAACUGGAGACCUACCUGAUGGAGCUGCAGGGCGCCGGGCCCUCCUCGUCCUCCGCCGCCCCGGAUCAGCUCUCCUCCAAGCUCCACCUGGUGCCUCAGGUGAGCGCGCUGGAGGACGGCGGCGGCGGCGGCGCGGAAUCCUCCCCGCCCAAAACGGCUGCUGCCGGCGACUCUCUGAUGGACUUCUCCCAGCUGUUCAACUUCCUGCCUCUGAACGGGCCUCCGUACAGUCAGGUGGGGGGGGGCGGGGGACACGGCGUCUCCUUCCCACUCAGCGAAGAAACCCCCCCGCUGGUCCAGCUGCCCCCCCCGGCCCCCCCGGCCCCCCCGGGCCCCGAGGCCGCACAGAGUCCGCUGCAGGGCCUGCCCCCCUCCUUCAUGUCCAGCCUGAGCGCCCCCACCACCCUGCCCCGCUUCCACCAGGCCUUCCAGUGAGACACACCGCCGGGACACCGGGACAGACACACCGGGACAGACACACAGGGACAGACACACAGGGACAGACACACAGGGACAGAGACACAGGGACAGACA